Messenger RNA from Folsomia candida, 1232 nucleotides. RefSeq lists its product as uncharacterized. The record is from RefSeq and is a predicted model, not a curated record. The coding region runs from base 95 to 1087 and encodes 330 amino acids. NCBI's taxonomy places the organism in Eukaryota, Metazoa, Arthropoda, Collembola, Entomobryomorpha, Isotomidae. The transcript is spliced from 4 exons.
AACACAAAAUUCCACCCAGUCGGUCGCCAGAACUUGAACGAGGCAGCCUUGAUUUCCAAUUUUCCACAAAUUUAGUCGAUUUCCUUUCGAAAAAAUGUCACAAAAGUAUAAAAUGGAGAUUGAAACUGAAUCUGCUACAACUAGCGCAUGCGGCGAGCGCCCCUUCAGGCCGCCUACACCUCCGAUGAGUACUUCCACUUCGUUUCCCCCACUCUGGGCGAAUCCGACUACCAAGAAGAUGGCGAUCCGGUACGGUCCCAAUGGCGAAGUCAACCACAUCAAUGUCGGCGUUCUGGAGGAUCUGGAAGCAACCUUUAUCGAAAAGCGAUUGGAGGUCGUGCAAGAAGAUGGGUUUCUUAUCACUCCACUGCACAUUGUUAAGAAAUUGGCCGAAAAAUUCAAUGCACCGAUACAUUCUGAGAUUUACAUUUUUCACCAGGGAGAAAUUUCCGAUUUUCGACGCGUUGAGAUCAUGAUCGGGAGAGCACGAGGCAUUGGACAAGCACCGGCCAAGGGGCUAGCGUGUCAAUUAGCUGCGAUCGACAUGAUGGAAAAAAUGAAGAUUUAUAAUCAAGAAGAAUUUCCGCCGUAUGGGCUGCCUCCAGGAUUGCGAAUUAAUCCCAGGGUUUUGAGUCAUUUGAAUGCCCUGUGUCACGUAAAUGGGUUGCAACCACCUAAGAUUGAAGUCACAGAAUCUGGAAAGCCGUUUGCGGAGCGGGAAUUAUACGACUGUGUGGUACAUGUGGGACAGAUAAGAGUUGAAGCAAAGAGCGAUAAUCGAUUCUUGGCUCAAAGAAUUGCCGUGCGAGACAUGUACAAUCGAAUUUCGACUGAACCGUAUCCUGAUAUGCCGCUUGCAAUGGGAAGCGAAUGCGUUGGAAUGGUCCGACUUCGAGAGCUUGGAUUGCGCCCAUUAAUGUCGGCUGCGAAGCGAGACUGGUUGGUUCAAUACCGUGGACUAGGCAAUGGGAAAUUGGUGCAACACCUUGAAGAAGAGCCAGAGGAUGGCGACUUUUUGGACCCGGAGGAUGUCCUCCCAUACGUUACGGAAUGCCACAUUCCCGAUCCUAAUGACUUUGAGAUGUGAUUUUGUAUUUCUCCUGGUUUAAUGAAUUAUUUUUUUCUCUACUGUUGGAUUAAUUUUUGGUUUUGUAUUUUUUGACUUCAGUUUUACACGUCACAACCGACCAGUAGUUCAAGUUUCAAUAAAAACUAUUGUUUUUGUUAUUAUA